Brassica oleracea var. oleracea is the source of this 1475-nucleotide messenger RNA. RefSeq lists its product as uncharacterized. The transcript has 2 exons. Lineage: Eukaryota; Viridiplantae; Streptophyta; Magnoliopsida; Brassicales; Brassicaceae. Bases 165 to 866 code for a protein of 233 amino acids. The record is from RefSeq and is a predicted model, not a curated record.
AUUUGGGAGAGCUCCGGGAGGCGAAAAGGGGAUCUGUGGGAGUUUAUGGAAAUUACAGAUCUGGCUUCAAGGGCAAUGGAGUCUGGAUGUAAUCGAGACUGAUCUCAGGAUCUCUACAGAGCCAGCUUUUGAGCUACGGUGAGGAGCUGAGGAAUGGUGAGGGUAUGCGCAAAAGACUGAAGAUCUCAGUGGCGCAUUUUGACAACUCCGCAUUGAUCAAAACCUACUCCAAGACUUUGAUCGGGAGAUGUAUGAAUCCGGAGGAACAGGAGAUGAAGGCGUUGUUCACAAAUCUUCUAAAGAUUUGGAAAUUGGAGGAGAGGGUAACGAGAACUGAUUUGGGCUUUGGCAAAUUCCAGUUCGACUUCAAGACGGAGGAGGAACUUGAAGCGGUUUUAAUGCAGCAGCCUUUCCAUUUCGACUAUUGGAUGCUGGCCUUGGCAAGGUGGCAACCAAAACAGUCCAAGUCUUUUCCCUCAGAGAUCAUGUUCUGGAUAAGAGUCAUUGGAGUCCCGCUUGAGUUUAGGACGGUCCCGACCUUUGAGAGCAUUGGGGGUGCCUUGGGGAGAGUGGUUGCGGUUGAUGUGAAGCAUAACCGGGUGCAAGUAGUCAUUGACGCGUUCAAGGAUCUGUGUCUCGAGACGACGGUGGAUUUCAAAGGAGGAGAGUUCUAUGACGGGGAGGAAGCGGCGGUGUCUCUGCGCUAUGAGAAGUUAUUUGGGUACUGCAAGCUAUGUGCUAGUCUUUGUCACAAGGAGGAGCUAUGCCCAUUAGAUGAGAAGAAUUCAGAGCUGAGCCCAGAGCGAAGGAGGGAACUCAGAGAAGGCAAUGGGGCGUGGUCUGAUGGUACGAAGCAUGAGGAAUGAGCUCGUAGUUACAAGGGUGUGGUCAUUAACGGACAAACGGGUCAACAUAACAAAGAAAGAGACAGCCGUGAGUACUAUGGGAAGGGAAAGGGUAAGGCGGUUGAUGCAGUAGACUCUAAGUGGGGCAUGGUAGCUGAGAAGGGAUCUAGGAAGCCUCAUAUCUACUAUGGCAGUUACAGAGGAGAUGGUGAGGGCUCUCGGUACAGAAACACGCGGAGGGAUGAGGGAAGAAGUGGGGCUACAGGUGGGGGAGUUGGGGAUCAAGAGACACGUAUCAGACCUUCUUUGGAUCAAUCAAGAGAGUCUCAACGCCAGAAGACUACAGCUCCCGAAGCUCGGGAGGAAGGAGAGAUCAAGGGCACUGGAGAUGACGCUGCGACUUUAGCUACUGAAGAGUUUCAACUUGAAUUAGCUAAGACGCAGGCGGAAGGAUCAGAAGUGAUAAUCGAGGCUACUGAGGAGGAGAUGGGUUUAAUGAAUGGCGGUAAGGAGUCAUCGGUAAAUUGGAAGAAUGGGUCUCAAUGGUGUGAUAAUGCUCCUCAUGGGGUCGGUUGUAGACUUGAUGGGCUUGAGUACGGGAUUUAUGGGCUACAGGACCUUGGGAUCAUA